UCUCUCUCUCUCUCUCUCUCUCUCUCUCUCUCUCUCUCUCUCUCUCUCUCAGACAACAAAUAACAAAUAAAGGUCAGAGUUUAUAAAAGGGACUUUUGAAACUCACUUGAGGAAGAAAUCUUCAAGAAUCUCUGUCCUGUCUUUCUUUGUUUCCCUUUCUUCUUAUUUAUCAUCUAAACUUUGAUUUUUCCGUUAAGAACGAAGUUGUUGGACUAAACCAACAAAGCAGAGUACAUACAUAUAUCCAUGGAAGAUAGUUAUCUCCAAACCGAGAACGCUGUUAUGGACACUGGCUUCAUGGAUGGAUUGCUACUAGAUGGUUGCUGGUUAGAGACAACAGAUGGAUCUGACUUUCUCAACUUAACCUCUUUUAAUCCAUCUUCCUUCACGUGGUCUCCAACUCAAGACACAUCAGCACUACUAUCCCACAUGUACAGUCAAGAUUACGCAGAAAGAUCGAGUCUCGAAGAGUUUCAAUGGAACAAACGAUGGUGGAUCGGACCAGGAGGUGGUGCUUCUUCAGUUACCGAGAGAUUAGUUCAAGCAGUUGAACACAUCAAAGACUACACAACAGAGAGAGGCUCACUCAUUCAGUUAUGGGUUCCGGUUAGCAGAGGCGGGAAGCGAGUUUUAACCACAAAGGAACAACCUUUCAGCCACGACCCUUUGUGUCAGAGGCUCGCUAACUAUAGAGAGAUCUCUGUGAACUAUCACUUCUCAGCUGAGCAAGAUGAUUCCAAGGCCUUGGCUGGUUUGCCUGGAAGGGUUUUCUUGGGGAAGCUUCCUGAGUGGACUCCUGAUGUUAGGUUCUUCAGGAGCGAGGAGUAUCCGAGAGUCCAGCAUGCUCAGGACUGUGGUGUACGUGGGACGCUGGCGAUACCGGUGUUUGAGCAAGGGAGUAAGAUUUGUUUGGGUGUUAUUGAGGUUGUGAUGACUACUGAGAUGGUUAAACUAAGACCUGAGCUUGAAAGCAUCUGCAGAGCGCUUCAGGCAGUUGAUCUUAGGAGCACUGAAGUUCCUCCUAUCCAGCCAUCUCUAAAGGGAUGUGACUUAUCCUACAAAGCUGCAUUACCUGAAAUCCAAAACCUCUUGAGAUGUGCUUGUGAGACUCAUAACCUACCUUUAGCUCAAACAUGGGUCUCAUGUCUCCAGCAAACCAAAACCGGAUGCCGUCACAACGACGAGAACUACAUCCACUGCAUCUCAACCAUCGAUGACGCUUGCUACGUUGGUGAUCCAACAGUCCUCGAGUUCCACGAAGCUUGCUCUGAGCAUCACCUCUUGAAAGGCCAAGGAGUUGCAGGACAAGCCUUCUUGACCAAUGGACCUUGCUUUUCUCCUGAUGUCUCUAACUACAAGAAGUCAGAGUACCCUCUCUCUCACCAUGCUAACAUGUUCGGCUUACAUGGGGCCGUUGCGAUACGGCUACGCUGCGUGCAUACUGGCUCUGCUGAUUUCAUCUUGGAGUUCUUUUUGCCAAAGGAGUGUGAUGAUGUGGAGGAGCAGAGGAAGAUGUUGGAUGCUCUUUCGAGUAUUAUGGCUCAUGUGCCUAGAAGUUUAAGGACUGUUACGGAUACGGAGCUAGAAGAAGAGAGUGAAGUGAUAGUAACGUCAAAGAUAGAGAACACAUUGGUAUUUGAUGGAGGAGACGAGCAUAAUGAUGUGUUUGGCUUGAAGAGAGGUUUUGAGUACAAAAGCAGUGAGAGCAGCAUGUUCUUUUGUGAUGGUUUCAGUAGUAUGGCUGAGAAGAAGCGUACAAAAGCAGAUAAAAACAUAACUUUGGAUGUGCUUAGACAGUAUUUUGCAGGGAGUUUGAAAGAUGCAGCCAAGAGUAUUGGUGUUUGUCCAACGACGUUGAAGAGAAUAUGCAGGCAACAUGGUAUACAGAGAUGGCCUUCAAGAAAAAUCAAGAAAGUGGGACAUUCUCUUCAGAAGAUCCAACGAGUGAUUGAUUCUGUUGAAUGUGUUUCAGGUCCUCUCCCCAUAAGCUCCUUCUACGCUAACUUCCCUAACUUAGCCUCACGGGAACCAUCCCAACAAGGCAAAACCUCGCCUCCUCUUCCGCAGCCAUUGCAGCUCUCAAAGUCUCCUGUUUCCACAUACAGUUCAAGCUCUAGCCAAUGCUGUUCCAGCGGCGCAACAACUGAUCCUUCUCAAGGUGAUGUAAGAACUGCAUCAAGUCUUGAUGAGACGGUACUGACUCUCUCUAGUUUAGAAAACAACCCUCAAGGCGGCACCCAUUUGUUGUCAUCAUCUCAAGAUGAGGACUCUCUGAGGAUUAAAGUUAGCUAUGGAGAAGAGAAGAUCAGGUUUAGGAUGCGGGAUUCGCGCAGGCUAACUGAUCUAUUGUGGGAGAUUGGGAAGCGGUUUAGCAUAGAUGAUAUGAGCAGGUAUGAUCUAAAGUACUUAGAUGAAGACAAUGAAUGGGUUUUGUUGACUUGUGAUGAAGAUGUAGAAGAGUGUGUAGAUGUUUGCAGAACCACACCUAGUCAUACCAUUAUGCUUCUGCUUCAUGUUUCUUCUCAUUGUUUCCCUGAACGUUCUUCAGCUACAGGUUACAGUUUAUGGCACUAACCUCAAAUCAGAGAGACAAGAAACAGAACCGUUUGUACCUUUGUGUUCUGUUAUAAUUGUUCAUAAUUUUAAUUUUGUUUUUUUUCUAAAGAUUGUUUUCUUUUUCAUUUUCAAAUGUAGAUAUACAUAUAAAAGAACUCGACUGUUACCAUAAUUUUCAUAUUUUUAUACAUGAUAUGAAACGACCCUUGUAAACU
This is a messenger RNA of Brassica rapa (field mustard), 2771 nucleotides long. Its product is annotated as protein NLP4. Lineage: Eukaryota; Viridiplantae; Streptophyta; Magnoliopsida; Brassicales; Brassicaceae. Gene Ontology annotation, molecular function: protein binding; DNA-binding transcription factor activity. The record is from RefSeq and is a predicted model, not a curated record.